This is a messenger RNA of Acipenser ruthenus (sterlet), 4073 nucleotides long. RefSeq lists its product as uncharacterized. The record is from RefSeq and is a predicted model, not a curated record. Lineage: Eukaryota; Metazoa; Chordata; Actinopteri; Acipenseriformes; Acipenseridae. The coding region runs from base 1856 to 3319 and encodes 487 amino acids. The transcript is spliced from 11 exons.
AAUAUUUUUACAAUGUUGUAGCUGAUAAAACCUGCAGUUCUAUCAAUUACAUUUCACAGUGUGUAGAUACUGGGACUCCACAGACUGCAUGUGGUAGGUUAAGAAAUUAAACACUCCCUCUAGCACAAACUACAAAGUGUUUCCAUGGAAACACUAUUGAAAACAGAACUAUCUUCAUGCUUAUUUCUUGAUCUUGGCUGGGGAUCCACAGGGAGCAGAGUACUCCAGUGCCCCCUACUGGACAGACACUCUAAAUCCAGGAGGAGACUGCCCAGGAUGGGCUCUUGCCUCCAGGGUUCAGUUGCUUAGUAACAUCCAUGGCUUAAGAUCAUGGGGUACAAAUAGGUACUUGACAGAAGGAAUGGAGGUCAGAGAGCAAAUGCUUAGGGUAAGGCUCAUCUCAAAAGAUUACUAAAAUAAUAUAAAAACUAAGAAAGGAAAAAAGAUACAUUCCAUGCAUUUUUUUUCUCUUAAAUAAAUAUUCCAAAUAAUUUUAUGCUCAGAAAUGAAAAGGUCAGAAAUAAACCGAAUUUUGAAAAGCCUUUUUUUAUCUUGAUGUUCAUACAUUGAACUGAGUAAAGAGCAGAAGACCACAUCUUAUGUAAGACUUGAGACUGGAGUCUACAAUAGAACUGAUUACACCAGUCCUCUUGCACACAUAAGCCUAUUCUUUUUCUGGCAUGUCUGUUUGAUUAAAGUACUUAUGUCUUUUAUCCCAAGAAGAAAGGUGAUUUACAUAGGCAAGCUAGCUUGACAGCUGCUGCACUGAAACAGCUACCAGUCUAAGGUUUAACUGGACAAGUCUGCAGUUUAACUAACUAUCAUUUUGACUGGAGGGGAAUGUACGAUUCCCUUUCCAGCCAGCAUCCAUCACAUGGGAAAAAUUCCAAUAUUCCACUCCUUUAAAACCAGAAAUACCAGGAGAGUUAAUAAUGGUAUCAUUAUACACACUUCAACUCAGCCAUACCGCAUUGAAAAAAAGAGGCGCUAUAGAACAGCCACUGCCUAGAUAGCUUUGCAAACAUGCCACAAAAAGUAUUUACAUUCAAAUCCUUUUAAUGUCACUUCAGUGGGAUUGAGCAAGAAUUCGGACAAUAAAACAGAGAUGAUUUUAGCAGGACUUUACCAAUAACUUGGCAAAACAAGCAUUUAAAAUACAGAAGACGUGUUGAUACAACAAAUAUGCCUGCUUUGAUGUGGAACACAAUACUGUUUUUUAAAACUUUUAGUGUUCUGACUUUAUAUUUGGAAGAUUUCAAUAAAAAAAAAAAAGCUUUCUUGGAUGUAAACCUAUGUUAUGCAAUCCCAAAGUGGUAUUAAAUGUGGUGGAAAUCAGCGAUAAAUAUAAGUGAUAUUAACCAGAGUGUGACAGUAACUGAAGUGAUAUUAUCAGGAGCUUAUUCCCAUUGACUCUGAGUACAUUGUGACCAGGACAGUUCAAUGUGGUGAUAAUAAGCAGAGGGUGACAUUAACAGGAGUGACUGUAUUUGUAAAGAAUGUUGCCAGAAUCUUAUGAAACACACAAGCUAAUGGAUUGCUUUGUAGCCUACCAGGUUUGUAUGCACCAAGAUGCAUUCAGCCACAGCACAGCGUGUGUGUGUGCAGCGUGUGAGAUGAGGAUCGAGACUGUGGGGGGUUGUGAUUGGAAGAUGAAAUGAAAAGUGCUGGCGGAGGUAAUCAUGCAUAAAGCCUGCCUGCCCUCCAGCCUCUGAGUGACAAGUGAAUUGUGAGCCACAAAGCAUCUGGCGUAUUGAAAGAGCAGAGCCGAUGCUCGGUAGAGAAGCUCAAGGAUCAGGGCAUUUGAAUACUGAGAGCUGCUUCUGGAACAAACCAAGAAUCACAGCCACCAUUACACAUGUAUGCAGUGUUUAGACAUGAGAGGACACGGCAGGGAACCAGCAAGGAGAAGAAAGCUAUUGAACAGCAAGCCAGAGGUAGAGAGAGUGAAUCUGACCCGCUGGCCUUUAACCCAAGUGCUGCUUCCGUACUGCAGCGACAGAUAGUCGAUUUGAAGAGUCAUAUCAAUGAUUUACAAGAGGCCAAUGAGAAUGCUGUCCUUGAACUAGCCAAAGCAGAUGAAGAGAUCUCCCAGCUAAACGCUGAUAUGGCUAAACUGAAAGCUGAAUACGAAGAUAGACUGCAGGACUCCCUACAAAGACAUAGCAUAUUCAAAGAAAAGGUCAGUAGAAAGCACGGAGAGCCCCUCAGUGCUGUCAGUCCUGGGAACAGCUUGGACCUGCACGGAGAGGUCUGUCAGCUACGCAGCGAGUCACGGAAGCUCAGAGAGGCCAAUCACAGGCUGAAUGAGGAGAACCACUGGCUGCAGGAGGAGCUGUGGGAUAUAAGGAGACAGCACGAACGACUGCUGAGAACAAUACUUAAUGGAACGACUGACAGUACAGAGAGAGGCGAUGGCUCUUCACUAGCUCAGAUAAUUGAACACACCACAGAGCACAAUGGGAAAGUGGAUAGAGUGACAAGCCUGCAGUCAAAGUCUGAGAGACUGCCACCCCCAGCACACUGCAGGUAUGGAAAUGUAAAAUCAGAACCCAACAAUGGACUGGCUGAGAUUGAACUGCCAUCCUGGGAAGAGAGAGAAAAGGAACGUGCACAACGCAGCAGCUCCCCUCUUUCACUGGACAGUGAUGGCACAGAUUUCCUGCUAGUGGGCUUCAACAAAAGGAACGUUUCCUCCAAACAUGUGGCUUUUAAAGAUGUCCUGAGGAAGCAGAUCUCUCUGACUGAGGACGGGAUUCUGGGGGAUGCCUCCACUGAGCUGCCGUUAUCCUCCACCCGUCUUCACAGCCCGGGCAAAGAAAGCAGACCUCAACCCCUGGGGCUGGGACGUCCUGCCCAAGAGACAAUGUCAGGAGGCCUGCAGGAUGAUUCAGAUGAACUGAGUGAUGACAACAUGUCUUCAAUUAGUCAGAUCACCAAUGGCCUUAAUUCUCCAGUCCACAGCAGCGCCAACAGAACUGCAAGUAAAUCUGCCAUUGGACACGCCCCUGCACCCGACGGCAGCCAAAGACGAUCUCCUGUGGUGGUUCUGCCCCGACGGCCCUUUGCACCACGCAGCAUUGCGGAUUUGAAGGUUGGGAGCCUGGUCAAGUUCUCCCGGCCUGGAGGGAAGAUCAGCAAAGGAACCGUCAAGUACCAGGGAAAUCUCCCGGGAAGGCAGGAGAUGUACCUGGGAGUGGAGCUGGAGGGCAACGAAGUGGGGAAGCACAACGGGACCUUUGAGGGGAUCCGCUGUUUCCUGUGCAAACCCAACAAAGGAGUCUUUGUGAGCUUCAGCAAAGUGAUUAUGGCUUGGGAAUGAAGACCUUCAGAGACUGCACAAACAUGGUGGUGUGGUGGAUACCUCUUGUUUUCCUUUUGACUGCUAUUUUGCAGUCUCUAUACUGUGAAUAAAGUUUGAUUGUGUGUGUGGGGUCGGGGAUCUAAAUAAAAUCUAUAGUGUAAUCCCAUAGGGGAAGGUAAACCGAGGCCAUCUUCUACCACUUCUUUUAUUGCUUAUAACAAAACAAAAGCUUUGGAACUAGAAAUGUCAACAGCACAAAAAAUGAUUUAUAUGGGAAUUGUGUGUUAAAUGCUCUCUUCCUGUUGCAAGGGUUUUGAUAGAGUAUUUUCUACCUUGAAACAAAAUCUAUUUUUCUUUUAUGGACUCUUCAGCACACAUUUCUAAUUCUUAUUGUCAAAGUAUGUAUAGUAGUAACUCGACAGUACUUGCACACUUAAGUUGUACCUUCUUUCUAUUGUCUAGCUGUCUUCUGGGGUUUUUGUGUGUAGGCAAUUUUCUUUUUUUUUUUUUUGCAAUUCUGUUUUAAAUCCUCUGUAUCUUAACUGUAAUACAUCUUUAAAUCCUGUGAACAAGCCUCAAUUCCUAAUUGUGAUCUCAUUUUAACUCUCGCAAGCUGGGUAUCCAAUAGAAAUGCAGGAAUGUGCUGCCACUCAAUAGUAGGUUUUUGAUUUUUUUCAAUGGGAAAGAGGUGGUCAGCGUGAAUUGAGUAACCAUUUACAAUUUUUUGUGUUUAUACACCGAUUUCAUUAUUUUUUUUUUGUAUGGGGGGGGG